Molecule: messenger RNA, 1380 nt
Organism: Hyaloscypha bicolor E
Lineage: Eukaryota; Fungi; Ascomycota; Leotiomycetes; Helotiales; Hyaloscyphaceae
Exons: 2
Coding region: 1-1380 (459 amino acids)
Source: RefSeq, a predicted model, not a curated record
AUGUUUUCAAAAACCGAUCUCGCCAGGGCGCUCGUUAAGACGUUUCCCAAAGCAACAAUGGACCUCCUCCAUACCUGUCCGGACAAUACACUUGACCAAAAACUCCAAAGAGAGUGCGACCACAUAGGUGUGAACAUCCACCAGAUUAUCAGCGAAGCAAGGCAUCAUACGGUGCCUAUAUAUCAGCCCCCAACCCAAGACGCUGCUCCUAUAUCACCCCCGAAUAGCCUUCCAAGCGCUGGGCUGGAUCUACCAAUACCAAGAGCACCAACUCGAACUUCCUUAUCUGGGCAGUCCGGUACAUCUUCUCAUCGUGAGACAGGUCCUAGUCCAGAAAUAAUCACUGCAGUUGUUGCAGGGUUCGGAGAACAGAAAGAAUAUACACUGACGAUGAAACGCUCCCGUAUAUCAUCCGACUUUAGCUUCAUUACCAAGAAUAAGGCCGCGAAAUUGAAACUUUCUACCACUACUUGUGAUAUAACUUUACCGACGCGGUCGCCUGCGGCUCAUGGCUAUGGCCCCAGGGUGACUCAGAAGUGUCAGCUCACAUGGCUGAGAAGUACAUCUGAUAAAACACACAAUACAACGUGCCUCAUCGCCCCACCUAGUUAUAUAGAGGCCGACUUCGAGCUGGGGCACAAGGAUUACGGGUAUUGCGCAUUAGAAGACGAUGCUCCCGACGACUCGCCUGUCGAAGCUGAAGACGCCGGCAUGCGUUUCCACAGUUCGCAAAACAAAUUCCAUGAAAUCAACGAGCCCUCGUUCCACCGCUCUGCGAUAUCGACUUCAGAUAACCAGACGGUCAAACAAUCAGCGACGAUUCCUUCACUCAAUCAUGGUCAAGGACGUAGACAUGGAGAGGGACACACACACAAUCUCGUCGACGGCCUGAUAAGAGGGCAAUCCACUCGCAAGGGAUCUCCAACACCUUCUCAGAUCCCUCGUCCCUCCGCAUCACCUAUCAGAACUACUGGAUCACCUACACCCUCCCAACCGCGCGCUCAAGCCACCCCGGUCCCUUCUACCUCUUCCAAGCUCAGCCAGAGCUCGCAGCUUCUCGUGGUAGAAUACGUGUGGGCCGUCGACGAUGUCUGCGUGUCUGGACCUCUGGACCUCAACGCCACGGGACCAGCCUUUCUGCAAUCCUUAAAGGAGAUAUGCGAGUACGAUUUGGUGAUGGAUCUGGACCGGGAACGCCAUCGGGUUCAGUUCGUGCCGGAGAUUGACAAGUCUAAAAGGCGCAAUUUCAAUCUACAUAAUGACCUCGUUCUCCAGCAAGAGUGGGUCGCUGCAGUAGAUUGGAUUAAGAAGAAUCAUUCGAGCAACACGCCGCAGCUUUACGUUGUGAUCGUUGAAAGGCGACGCAAGAGAGAAACUUGA